GCGGCCGCCAUUUUGAGAUUUACUUGAGACUCAACACAUCACAAACCACGAACCACGGGAGGAGCUGAGAGCUGCUUAUGCUAACGCUGUAGACCGGGCACAAUACUUUAACAAACAACAGAUCCGCUACAAACGCAACAAGCUGCAGCAUUUGCGUGUUUACUGUGUUAGGACGCAGUGGGGAUUUGUUUAAAUUCAGGCCGCGAACUUCAGCAUUAACGUUUGUGUUUCUCCGUGUUGGAAACUGGAUUGAAUGGAUAGCUUUUCCCUGCGCUCUGCCCCAGACGAGGGACAAUUGGAGGAACGUACGGACUGGGCAUACUGCAGGCAAAGUUGUUAAAUAUCAAUAGCAAAUGAGCCGUUGUUUUGAUUGUUGUUGUACCAAUAUCACUAACUGGCUGCCUAGUGUCAGGUAGCUUAAGGUCUGCUAUAAACAGGGUGUUUGCUCAUCCAAUUGCAGGUCGUGUUUUAAAGUUAUCUCGUUGCCCCACAUUUCCCGGGGUAAAGCCUGACUGAUUUAGCUUAUUUCAGCGGGCCAGCCUCUGUGGUUCAACAGCAGCACCAUAUCGCCGUCAGACAGCAGUUUGCACCCACCAAAAGCGCCGAGAUUGGGCGAAUAGCGAGCAAAUACGUCCGCGUUUCUUUACCCGCUCCCCCGCCGACCUCCCCUCCUCACUCCCCGGCGCUGACAGCGGACAAGGCCGAGGGCGCAGCAGAGCAGGCCCGGCCGCCGAGGCUCGACCUGACUACCCCACCUCCGCAUCCUACCACACCUCACCAGCAGCAGCCAAAAACCCGAGCCACGGCCGAGCCCCCUUCGGACAACACCGAAGGAAACAAAGAUCAUCGAGAGCCUCGCACCAUCAGCACCGACACCGCCGCUGCCAACAUGAACCACCAUCACCACACGCAGCAGCAGAAAGCCGGCGAGCAGCAGCUCAGCGAGCCCGAGGACAUGGAGAUGGAAGCUGGGGACACCGAUGAGCCUCCAAGAAUCCCUGCCAACCCAGUGAUCAAUGGUAAUGUGGCAAUGGCAGAUGGACACAAUAACACAGAGGAGGACAUGGAGGAUGACACCAGCUGGCGCUCUGAGGCAACGUUUCGCUUUGUAGUGGAACGUUUCAGCCGGCUUAGUGAGUCGGUACUCAGCCCGUCCUGCUUCGUCCGAAACCUUCCAUGGAAAAUAAUGGUGAUGCCACGCUUCUAUCCUGACAGGCCACACCAAAAGAGUGUAGGCUUUUUCCUGCAAUGUAAUGCAGAGUCCGAUUCUACGUCGUGGUCAUGUCAUGCACAGGCCAUGCUGAAGAUUGUUCACUACAAAGAUGAUGAAAAGUCAUUUAGUCGUCGAAUCAGUCAUCUCUUCUUCCACAAAGAGAAUGAUUGGGGCUUCUCAAACUUCAUGUCCUGGAGUGAUGUGACUGACCCAGAAAGAGGUUUCAUUGAAGAUGACAAAGUCACUUUUGAAGUCUAUGUUCAGGCUGAUGCUCCUCACGGAGUCGCCUGGGACUCCAAGAAACACACAGGCUAUGUUGGGCUCAAAAACCAAGGAGCUACAUGCUAUAUGAAUAGUCUGUUACAAACCCUCUUUUUCACUAAUCAACUAAGACGGGCGGUGUACAUGAUGCCCACAGAGGGCGAUGACUCGUCCAAGAGUGUGCCCCUGGCCUUACAGAGGGUUUUCUAUGAGUUGCAACAUAGCGACAAACCUGUUGGCACCAAGAAACUCACAAAGUCCUUCGGUUGGGAAACACUUGACAGCUUCAUGCAACAUGAUGUACAGGAACUGUGCAGAGUGCUCCUAGAUAAUGUGGAGAACAAAAUGAAAGGCACUUGUGUUGAGGGAACCAUCCCCAAGCUCUUCAGGGGGAAGAUGGUGUCAUAUAUCCAGUGUAAACAUGUAGACUACCGAUCAGAGAGAAUAGAAGACUACUAUGACAUUCAGCUUAGCAUCAAAGGAAAGAAAAACAUUUUUGAGUCUUUCAAAGACUAUGUUGCGACUGAACAGUUGGAUGGUGAUAAUAAAUAUGAUGCUGGGGAACAUGGACUUCAGGAAGCUGAAAAGGGAGUGAAGUUUCUUACCUUUCCCCCGAUCCUUCAUCUGCAGCUGAUGAGGUUCAUGUAUGACCCACAAACCGACCAAAACAUCAAGAUCAAUGACAGGUUUGAGUUUCCAGAUCAGUUGCCUCUAGAUGAGUUUCUUCAAAAGCCUGACUCCAAGGACCCAGCCAACUACAUCCUACACGCCGUGCUCGUGCACAGCGGCGACAACCAUGGAGGUCACUACGUCGUCUAUCUUAAUCCAAAAGGAGACGGCAAAGUGAGUCUCAAUGAACCAAUAUGGUGCAAGUUUGAUGAUGAUGUGGUUUCGCGGUGCACAAAGGAGGAAGCUAUUGAACAUAACUAUGGUGGCCAUGACGAUGACCUUUCAGUGCGCCAUUGCACCAAUGCAUACAUGUUGGUUUACAUCAGAGAGUCCAAGCUCAGUGAGGUUCUACAGCCCAUGACUGAUGUGGACAUCCCACAGCAGUUAGUGGAGCGUCUACAGGAGGAGAAAAGAGUGGAGGCUCAAAAGAGGAAGGAGCGUCAGGAGGCCCACCUGUAUAUGCAGGUCCAGAUGGUGACAGAAGACCAGUUCUGCGGCCACCAGGGCAAUGACAUGUAUGACGAGGAGAAGGUCAAGUACACAGUCUUCAAAGUCCUCAAGAGCUCCACUCUACAAGAAUUUGUCCAAAACUUGUCCCAGACCAUGGGUUUUCCACAAGACCAGAUGAGGCUUUGGCCAAUGCAAGCUCGGAGCAACGGGACCAAGCGGCCUGCCAUGCUCGACUAUGAGGCAGACUGCAACAAGUCUAUGAUUGAUUUGAGUGAUAAUGAGAAUCCUUGGACAAUAUUCCUGGAGACUGUGGACCCGGAGAUGGCUGCCAGUGGGGCUACAUUACCCAAGUUUGAUAAAGACCAUGAUGUCAUGUUAUUCUUGAAGAUGUACGACCCCAAAACCAGAAGCUUAAGUUAUUGUGGACAUAUCUACACACCUAUAUCCUGUAAAAUAAGAGACCUGCUGCCGGUCAUGUGUGAAAGGGCAGGCUUUCAGCAGGAAACUAGUCUUAUCCUCUAUGAGGAAGUAAAGCCCAAUCUAACAGAGCGAAUCCAGGACUAUGAUGUCUCUCUAGACAAGGCCCUGGACGAGCUCAUGGAUGGGGACAUCAUUGUCUUCCAGAAGGACGACCCAGAGAAUGACAGCAGUGAGCUGCCGACUGCAAAGGACUAUUUUCGAGAUCUGUAUCACCGAGUGGAUGUCAUCUUCUGUGACAAGACCAUUCACAAUGACCCUGGCUUUGUGGUCACACUCUCCAACCGCAUGAACUACUUUCAGGUGGCAAAGACCGUAGCCCAGAGGUUGAAUACAGAUCCCAUGCUGCUGCAGUUCUUCAAGUCACAGGGGUACAGGGACGGGCCAGGGAAUCCUCUCAGACACAACUAUGAGGGAACGUUACGGGAUCUGCUGCAAUUCUUCAAACCCCGGCAGCCCAAGAAACUCUACUACCAGCAGUUGAAGAUGAAGAUUACAGACUUUGAGAACAGGAGGAGUUUUAAAUGUAUAUGGCUCAACAGUCAAUUCAGAGAAGAGGAAAUCACUCUCUACCCUGACAAGCAUGGCUGUGUGCGGGACCUUUUGGAAGAAUGUAAAAAAGCCGUGGAGCUCUCAGAAAAGGGCUCUGAAAAGCUCAGGCUGCUCGAGAUAGUAAGCUAUAAAAUCAUAGGAGUUCACCAGGAGGAUGAGCUUCUAGAAUGUUUAUCUCCAGCUGCUAGUCGCACCUUCAGAAUAGAGGAAAUCCCCUUGGAUCAGGUGGACUUGGACAAGGACACUGAAAUGCUCAUUCCUGUUGCUCACUUCCACAAAGAGGUCUUUGGCACCUUCGGGAUCCCCUUCUUGCUAAAGAUUCGACAGGGAGAACCUUUCCGGGAGGUGAUGAGGAGGAUUCAGACAAUGCUAGACAUCCAGGAGAAAGAAUUUGAGAAGUUUAAGUUUGCCAUUGUGAUGAUGGGACGGCAUCAGUAUAUCACUGAAGAUGAGUACGAAGUGAACCUGAAGGACUUUGAACCACAGCCAGGUAACAUGUCCCACCCGCGGCCCUGGCUAGGGUUGGAUCAUUUCAACAAAGCUCCAAAGAGAGGGCGCUACACCUACCUGGAGAAAGCAAUCAAGAUCCACAACUAAGAACAGUCACCCUUUAUUUGUCCCUCACAUAGUCCUCCUGCUCCUCCCUACCUUCCUCAAGGCACCAUAACCACAGACUGUAACCAAGCGCGUGAAAGAGAGGAGAGAGUGAGUGCAUGAGUGUGCAGACUGAAUGUGUGCCCUUGAACGCCCCUCCCGCCUGGACACCUGGACAGCUCUACACCGGCACUUGGUCUUCAGCUAUAAGGAUGUUUGCUGCAGCUGAUGGAUUAUUCUACAACCACAAAAUAAACUGCACCAACCACCCCCCAGCUCACCAUUUUGACCAUUUCUUUUUUUUUACCGCCUGCCUCAGUUUUGGGGCACACAUCAGUUGUUUUGUGUGUUUUUUUUCUGGCUUCUACCUUGUUUUUUUGCCUGUCUGGAAGCGGGACAAAUGAAAUUGGAUUUUAUUAUAACAUACACCUGAAGAGAUGACGUGGAGCACAGUUUGAAAAUUGAAAUCUAUAUAAAUAUCUAUGUAAACUUCUAGGCUAGGGAUUCGUUUUCACCUCACCAGCUUUUUCCCUACAGAUUUUUGGGGUUGUUUUUAAUUUUCUUUUUCUUUUUUUUUUUUGGAAGAGGCAUUAUGCUGCUGUGUGGAGCUUGCUAGGAGGAUAUGUUGGGACAAAACAAAGGAUUAUGGGAUGGUAGAUUCUAAACGGGCUCUUUGAAAACUGUCUCAGACCACCUGUUUGAAAUGGCCAGCGUGGCUCGAUAGUUUGAAUGGCUUUUUCCUGCUCCAAUCCUUUAGUGACAAACAGUAUUUCCAUGUUGAAGCCACAUUUCUCUCACUUACUUUGGUUGCAGGAAUGAUUACUUUGUCUCUUUCUGCAGAUCUUGUAUAAUAAACCACCACAGCAUCUGUUUAAAAUAAAUGAGGAAAACAAAGGAAGAAAGUUUGUCUGUAUUUCAUCUUGCACAUUAGCACUUAUCAUAGAGGAUCGAGGUUUCUCAGGAUGUAGAGUGGGGUUGCUCCAGUACUUUGGAAAGAACAUGCACGGACGUAUUUGUCCUACUUGGGAAUUAUUGUCCCCUUUGUCAUUCCUCCUCUGAACUCCAAAACGUGCGCACACAAUAUUUUUCGUACCCACUGUACGUUUGUCUGUCUCCUGUCGUGAGUUUUGUCGCCCUUUGGUGGUUGGGAGCAGUAAUCCGCGCUGUUGUGCUUAGGUAGGGAGCUGCAGUUAACUAAUCGCCUAAAGGGGAUUGUGUAGAGACAAAACCAGCAUCGUAGGAAACACUUUUGGCCCUAUGAAUUCUGUUUUCUUUUAAAGCACAGAUGGAAUGCUCCCUAUUCGCUUGCUCUGUAAAGACAACAUUUAAAUUGUAUAUUUAAAAAUAUUAUCGUGUAAAAUUGCAGAGAAACACACGCCUUUGUUGUUGGGUACAGAAGGAGCCAGGUGUUCAUAUUUCUUGUGUGUAGGUUUUUUCCUUUUUCUUUUUGCGUUCCUGAUGUACCAUUAAUUAUUUUUUUCUGUUACAUUGGAUUUUACUUUUAACUGCAUUGGUUUUGUCUUGUUAAAAAGUGCAGUACAAAGAUGGCCUGCAGAAUCACAUCUUAAUUUGAUCUUUUCCGGUUAAAUUCCUCAGUGUAGCAGCAGUGUACGACAACUACUCCUGUAUAUUGCCUUUUUGCUGGAAAAUGUAUGUUGAAUAAAAUUUUCUAUAAAAAACUAAUUAUUAAACCUUAUUUUGCUGCUUGCCAAAA
This is a messenger RNA of Periophthalmus magnuspinnatus, 5930 nucleotides long. RefSeq names its product ubiquitin specific peptidase 7 (herpes virus-associated) (gene usp7). The record is from RefSeq and is a predicted model, not a curated record. Lineage: Eukaryota; Metazoa; Chordata; Actinopteri; Gobiiformes; Gobiidae. Gene Ontology annotation, molecular function: cysteine-type deubiquitinase activity; cysteine-type endopeptidase activity; protein binding. The transcript is spliced from 31 exons. Gene Ontology annotation, biological process: regulation of protein stability; protein deubiquitination. Bases 890 to 4219 code for a protein of 1109 amino acids. Gene Ontology annotation, cellular component: nucleus; cytosol.